CAUGACUUGUGCUGAAGAUCAGCAACAAUUUUUGGAAUCAAAUUCUAGUUGAAACUUGUUGUUUGCAAUGUGGAAUUUAAUUGUUUCUAUUGCGUGUUUGAUUGCUCUGAGUCAGAGGGCCGAAGGCUGGAUUGGCCCCAGUAAGGAUCACAUAUCUGGAGGAAACUACUAUUAUAUAUCUGAAGAAGUCGCAACUCAAGUCGAUGGUGCCCGAGUUUGUCGAUUGAAUGGAUGGACUUUGGCAAGUGUUUUGAGCCGAAGUCAGCAAAGAACUAUUAUGAUAUUGGCACGGGACGCAAACGUUGAAAAUGAUCUUUGGAUUGGAUUACAAUUGUUUCGAAGUAAAGACGGAGACUAUGGAGUUUGGAGCGAUGGAAAACCUUUUAAUCUGUCAAAAGAUUCUACAGAUUAUAGUUAUUGGCAUCCACGUGAACCCAUCACAUACAAAACGUCAACGCAGAUAACAAUGCCAACAUGCGUUAGGUUGUGGAAAGAGCAGCGUUGGUCUUGGGAUGAUUAUUAUUGCAAUUAUACGUUAACACCUCUCAGCCAAUAUGUAUGUCAGGCUAAAGGUCGGGCUUACUAUGAUCCCGAAGAUCAUUUGAGAAUUUCUAAAGAUUUAAUCAAGAACACAAAAGAAGUAUCCAGCAACCCAUCGAAUCUUGAAAGUAUAUCAAAUGCAAUCAAUGAAUUGUUGGGAGUGGAUGAUGAGUUCCAUGAGAACGAUAAAAACACAUCGCGAGACGUUUUGAAUGCUUUUGAUGAAUUUAUAGAUAAAUUUGACGUGGAAAAGAGCGGGGCUUUUCGGACAAACAAAACUAACGUUGAAAUCAAAAUAAAUCUGGCAACGCAAAAUGAUUCUUACAUCACUGGAGAAACUGAGAUCGCCAAUAACUCCAUAAGCAAUAACAACAUACAAAUCUACUUAUCAUCAGCAGUUUUGAACGAAGCUAUUACUCGGGAAUCGAAAGAACUGAACAAAACCAUCGAAAAAGUGCAGAUUAGUUCAAUAUUUUACCGAAAUCCUGCUUUAUUUCAAGUUAAUGAAAGAAGAUACAAAAAGGGAUUUUCAGAAGCAUCAAACUUAACAUACAAAUCUCGUGUUCUUGAAACUCCGAUGUUUGGAGAAGAUCCGAGCUUGGCUCUUGUACCCGUUCUCAUCAGCGAUGUUUUGUCGGUCGACAUAAAAAACGUCAACAUGACUGAUUUGAAAAAUCCCAUUUGCGUGACAAAUUAUGACUACUUUCAGAACGCAACACCACCGGAAAUACCGGACAUGAAAGGUAAAAUUACUCCAAUUUGUGCGUUCUGGAAUAUUACCGCAAACGAAUGGUCGACGAAUGGGUGUAGAAUACUAAAAUCUUUAGAAGAAGAAAGAGUUUGUGGAAAUUUAACUCUUUUACAAGACCGAAGAGAUCGAAUCACAUGUAUGUGUGAUCAUAUGACCCACUUCUCUGUUUUGCUGGACACGACAUAUAUCUACGCACCAAAAUACCUGAUUCCUAUAACGAUAUUUGGAUGCACUGUCUCGAUCAUAUGUCUGUUUGCUACAAUCGUUACUAUCCUAAGUUUCAAGCAAUUGAGGAGCAAAACCGCUCAACAGAUUUUACUCCAACUGUGCAUAAACCUUUUCCUCAUGAACAUAUUGUUCUUAGUCGGCAUCGAUCGCCGAGAUGAAAUGUUGUUUUGCACUGUCAUAGCGGCAAUGUUGCAUUACUUCCUGUUGGCGGCCUGGGCUUGGAUGUUUAUUGAAGCAAUGUUUCUUUUUCUACGGCUUGUUGUGACAUCAUAUAAUGACGGAGUUCGAGGCAAGAUCGUUCCCGUUGGAGGACUAAUGGCAUAUGGUUUCCCCGGAUUGAUCGCUGGAUUAUCUGUUGGAAUAACUAGACCCGAUGUAUAUCUAAGUGAAAAAUAUUGCUGGUUGGCGAUGCCCGUUCUUAUUCCAUCAGUACUUGUUCCGAUUGCGCUGGUUUUAUUCAGCAAUUUGAUCAUCUUCGUAUGCGUCCUAUACACAAUAACGUUCAGAUCAAAGAUGUUUCGUAAACGAGUUGAUCUUCCAAAAGUAAAACAAACCCUGAUCCGAGCAUUCUGUAUGAUUUUCAUUCUUGGUAUUCCAUGGCUGUUCGGAUUCUUCAUGUUGUUGGCCCAGUCUCCAGAAGCGAAAGAAGUUUUUGCAAUCUGCUUUACUGUUUUGAAUACCACCCAAGGUGUCGCCAUAUUUUUCUUUUUCUGUGCGAGACAAGAACAAGUGAGAAAGCUCUGGAUAGGACCUAUGAAUCAAAAAUUCAGACGAGUCGUACGCCGAGUUCAAUCUGUAAGAAAGAGUAAACGCGAAAGUAGCUCCAGGCACCAAGGAUUUGUGAAUGAUACUGAUGGAACAGCGCAAAGUGACGACACCAAGACGAACACAUUUACAAACGAAAGAUCUCCAGCAGAAAUAACAAGCCAGACAACGGAUGAGACAAACGUUAACAGCGCUAAUUCAUCGAGCGGAAGUGCGAAACCUUUCAGACAUGGAUGGUCGUGAACAAAGACAUUUCUUCAGGCAUGGUGUAAAAACUCGCGCCACGCUACAGGAAGUUGGAAAAAGUUCAAGACUAAAAUCUCUGGAUUUCGAUAUAAUGGUUAUCCCAAACGAAAGUAGGAAGACUUUCCGAAACCAGAUCGGACAUUCCGUAACAGUUUAUUUUGUGUUCCACAGAAAGUGAAAUAUAUAUGAAUGUAAUUACAUUUGAAACUGAAACGUUACAGAUAAAAGGAACUCCUAAUACACUAAUUGUCGUCAUGUGAUGUCAUUAUCUAUUUCGAAUUUGAAAAUAGGAAAUGCAUAGCAGACGACUAUUAGGAGAUAAAUUAACUAUAUGGAAAUUCGUUUUUCAGUCGUAACUUUAUGUUUUUUUUAUCAUAGCUGGCUUUCUUAUAAAUUAAAAUUUUUUGGCUUCUUGUAGAAUGUAAUGCAAUAAUAUCAUAAGAUAGCAUAUAGUAGUGGUAUAUUUCUAACGUCUCUUUCUCGAUUAUGGUUUAUGAUGGGAUGCUAAAAUAGCUAAACGAUGAUAGUGUCGGUAAAGUUGCCUUAAGUUCAAUGAGAUGAGUGUAUAUUUGUUUAUUAAGUGUACAGAAUAUUUCCUCUUUUUCCCAAAAUUAACCCAUUUUUGUAUGUAUAAUAAAUUAAUAUAAAAAAUGAUAUUAACGUGGCUACUAUGCCUAAGUUAUUUUUACUUUAUAAUGUGAAUAAAUUUCAACUCAAACUUUAAUUGUCAAACAUUUAGCAUAUACCGAAAGAAUGGCGGAUAUUCAGUGAAGUAUCAGUGGUUGAGAAAAUCAAAACAAAAUUAAGUACUACUGAAGUAUGCGCACCAAGAUGUCGCACAACCUGAACCCUAACCCGAUACACAACCUGAGUUCAGGUUGUGCGCCAUCUUGGUGCGCAUACUUCAGGAGGUCCCAAAAUUGUGUAAGCAGAUUGCUUAGGAAAAUUUGAUUUUCUUUUCAAAUCUGAUAAACUUUAAUCAAAAUCGAUUAAUACCAAUGAAUAUGAAAGAAGUAGUAGUAGUUCAAAAUCGCCUCACAAUAUUGUUUCGUCUUCAUACGACGUAGGCAAUA
Molecule: messenger RNA, 3603 nt
Organism: Styela clava
Lineage: Eukaryota; Metazoa; Chordata; Ascidiacea; Stolidobranchia; Styelidae
Biological process (GO): G protein-coupled receptor signaling pathway; cell surface receptor signaling pathway
Cellular component (GO): plasma membrane
Molecular function (GO): G protein-coupled receptor activity
Source: RefSeq, a predicted model, not a curated record